Arabis nemorensis is the source of this 264-nucleotide messenger RNA. The record is from the annotation of a GenBank genome assembly. Lineage: Eukaryota; Viridiplantae; Streptophyta; Magnoliopsida; Brassicales; Brassicaceae.
AUGGAGUUGAUCGAUGAGCUAGACGUGACAAGAAGAGGACCGUACAGUGGUGGAUUCGGAAGUAUUUCUUUCACAGGAGACAUGGACAUAGCUUUGGCACUUAGGACCAAUGUGUUCCCAACACAAGCUCCCCGUGCAGGGAUUGUAGCAGAUAGUGACCCAGAGGAUGAGCUUCGUGAGUGCCAGAACAAAGCUGCUGGACUGGCUCGUGCCAUAGACUUGGCUGAGUCUGCCUUUGUUAAUAAAAAUGAUAAAACUAUCUAG